Neopsephotus bourkii (Bourke's parrot) is the source of this 2516-nucleotide messenger RNA. It is a transcript of the gene PFKFB2, whose product is annotated as 6-phosphofructo-2-kinase/fructose-2,6-biphosphatase 2. NCBI's taxonomy places the organism in Eukaryota, Metazoa, Chordata, Aves, Psittaciformes, Psittacidae. The record is from RefSeq and is a predicted model, not a curated record. The transcript has 16 exons. Gene Ontology annotation, cellular component: cytosol. Bases 74 to 1639 code for a protein of 521 amino acids. Gene Ontology annotation, biological process: fructose metabolic process; fructose 2,6-bisphosphate metabolic process. Gene Ontology annotation, molecular function: ATP binding; 6-phosphofructo-2-kinase activity; fructose-2,6-bisphosphate 2-phosphatase activity.
AGCGGGGCGCGCCUCCGCGUGUGACGUAGAGAGUUGCAUAUGAUUUGCAUUUGUGGCGCGCCGGCGCGGAGCCAUGUCGGCGGCGCGGCACGGCGGCGGCCCGCGGGGCAGGCCCGGGGCUCUGCGCGGCGGAGAGAAGCAGUGCUCAUGGGCUUCUUACAUGACCAACUCCCCAACGCUGAUCGUGAUGAUCGGCCUGCCUGCACGUGGCAAGACCUACGUGUCCAAGAAGCUCACCCGCUACCUCAACUGGAUCGGGGUGCCCACCAAAGUGUUUAACUUAGGAGUGUAUCGCAGGGAGGCGGUGAAGUCUUACAAGUCCUAUGACUUCUUCAGGCACGAUAACAAAGAAGCCAUGGAAAUCCGCAAGCGAUGUGCCUUGGUGGCUCUACAAGAUGUGAAGGCAUAUCUCUUGGAGGAGUGUGGGCAAAUAGCUGUGUUUGAUGCGACCAACACCACUCGAGAAAGACGGGACCUGAUCCUAAGUUUUGCUAAAGAAAAUGCUUUCAAGGUGUUUUUUGUGGAGUCUGUGUGUGACGAUCCAGAAGUCAUUGCUGCCAAUAUCCUGGAGGUGAAGGUUUCCAGCCCUGACUACCCAGAGAGAAACAGGGAGAACGUGAUGGAUGAUUUCCUGAAGAGGAUAGAGUGCUACAAGGUCACUUACCAGCCUCUGGAUCCCGAUGCCUAUGACAAAGAUCUUUCCUUCAUUAAAGUGAUCAAUGUGGGACAGCGGUUCCUAGUAAACAGAGUCCAAGAUUACAUCCAGAGUAAAAUCGUCUAUUACCUAAUGAACAUUCAUGUCCAGCCGCGUACCAUCUACCUUUGCCGACAUGGUGAGAGUGAAUAUAAUCUUGUUGGCAAGAUUGGUGGGGAUUCUGGUCUGUCACCACGUGGGAAGCAGUUUGCUCAGGCGCUGAAGCAGUUCAUUGAAGAGCAGGAGAUCGUUGACCUGAAGGUGUGGACGAGCCAGCUGAAAAGGACGAUCCAGACGGCCGAGUCCCUGGGGGUCAUGUAUGAGCAGUGGAAGAUUCUCAACGAGAUCGAUGCUGGGGUAUGUGAAGAAAUGACCUAUGGAGAAAUUGAAGUCAAGUAUCCAGAUGAGUUUGCAUUGAGAGAUCAGGAGAAGUACCUUUAUCGCUAUCCUGGAGGCGAGUCCUACCAGGACUUGGUCCAGCGCCUGGAGCCGGUAAUUAUGGAGCUGGAAAGACAAGGCAACGUCCUCGUCAUCUCCCACCAGGCCGUUAUGAGGUGCCUGUUGGCUUAUUUCCUUGACAAGAGUGCAGAUGAGCUGCCCUACCUGCGAUGCCCUCUCCAUACCAUUCUGAAGCUCACACCUGUGGCAUAUGGCUGUAAAGUGGAGACAAUCGCCCUGAACGUGGAAGCAGUGAACACCCACCGUGACAAACCCUGUCUGAACUCAAGCAAGCUUCCCGCCGGCCAAAGCCCUGUAAGGAUGAGAAGGAACAGCUUUACGCCGCGGGCCAGCGCGGACACGGUAAAGCGCCCGCGCCAUUACAGCGUUGGGAGCAAACCUCUCGACCUCGUGGGGCCUUUCCCACCCUUGGAAGCUGGAGAUGGGGCCGACCAGCAGCAGCUGCAAGCUGAGGUCCAGCCUCAAGGGGGAAUUGCUUGCCCGUGAGUAUCACUGAAAGCAGCUUCUAUGUACUCUCUUUUGGUUUAGGAGCCUGCAGCCAGCAUCACCCACGAACCCUUGGCUUCCCCCUCGACCGCUGAGUAAGGGGCUCGGAUGGGACCACGGCUGCUGCCCCAUGCAGAAACGCUGGAGAUGCCCUCGCUUCGCUGUGCUCCCACCAGCCCUGCUCUGCUGGUGCCUGGGGCACACCCUGCUGCAACCUUGCGCUUGGCUUCUCGGGUGUUUCUCCUCCUGCAGUACACACAGUGCUGGUGGGGUUUGUCUUGUAAAGGGUGGUUUUGCCAUUUAGCUGCUCUGUCUGGGGACCUGGCUGCAUUAUUGCAUAGCAGGUCCCUGCAUGGGGCUGUGGGAUGGCUCUUGGCAGCACUCGCAGUGCAUUCUCUGUGCUGAGCCAUGCUCAUCCCCAUGCACUGGGGUGACCCACAGUAUCUGGCUGCAUCCCUCAUCUUUGGGAUAACAGUGUUGUCCCUCUCUGGGAGCAGCAGGCUGUGCUGGGGGGAGCACCCAAGGGUGGUAGCGCCUAAGGGUAGGCGCAGAGAUGGCACAAGCUGUGUCCUUGGGGGGUUUAUGUUGCUGCACAUGGGCUGAUGGGGUUGUUGCUGACCUGCUCUUGCUCUCAGCAAGUCUCUGCUCCCUCCUUGCCUCUGCCCUUGGGCAAGUCCUUUCGCUGCUGGUGCUCUGGUGUCAGAGAGCUGGGUUAUGUGCAAAGAAAGUAAAGCAGGAGCUGGUUCAGUUUCCAGAUGUGCCAGGUGUUGAGACUGGAUUCAGGUUUGGGUGCUGAGCUCCCGUCUCCCCUGUGGCAGGGUGGUCCCCUUGCUGCCGUAGGAUGCAGCUCAUCCCUUUCAGGGAAGGGAGGUGCAGG